CAGGGAAGGACGACGAGAGAGACGAACAACAAGACUGCGUUUUAUAGUGCCAUGACUAACGAUAGUCGAUUCCUAACUGCUUUUGGCGAGAGCACUAAUAGUAGAUUUAUGUCUACAAGUGCCGCCAUGGAUAGGAGCUUGGCUUCCGCUUCGCCACAAGCAUCGUUCACCGGUGCUUCGUCGAGCAACACAUCAGCCGAAAACAACUAUUAUUUGCAAAGUAAGUCUCUUUCGAAGAGUAGCAAGAAAUCUCUUUCAGCAGCGACGAGUUCGUCUACUAGGGCUACUACAACCGGAGCACAUGGUGCUUCAUCUAGCGUAGUUGCACACUGUAGCGGAGGAACAACUGGCGAGUGCGAAUUGUUGAAUCAGCAGAUGUCACAGCUGUGUGAAAAACGACGUGCUCUGCUAUCGCAGAAAAGCAUGACGUCUUCUAUGAGGGGCCUGCCACAACCACCACGACAACCAGAGGGAGAGGCAGCAUCUCCAAGCCAGAUUCUGCCUACUGACAUAGAAUCACAAUCAGGGAGGUUCUUUAGUUCUGCCAAGCAAACCAGAUCUUCAGUACAAGGACACACCUCCUCCGGACAUGAUAAAGAGGACCAGGAGCUAGAUGCAGGAUCACUGCAGGCCUUAGAGGCGGAACUAGAGAAACUCAAAAAGAGACGAGAAGCAGUUCUGAAACAGCGUUCGCGAAAUUCGCACGCUCUGACGGACUACGUCUCUCUAAUCCAGGCUCGCUGGCUCAUUUUCUGUAUCAUCGGAGUUUUGCUUUUUUUGAUCCUGCUGUUUCUCUACGAGUGCCGGUCUUUAACGCAGCACGUGGCCUUGUUGAAAGAAGGACCAGUCGAGUUUUACGCUUACUAUUCUAGUAGUGGAAGUACGGCUAGAAGUGUUACUGCAGCUGGAUCGUCUCCUUCGAGCACGACUACAAUGUUGUUGAAGCAAGUAAAAUCUGGGUGGCGUCGGUGGCUUCCAAUGAUGCUCUACGUGUAUGGCCCAGUGAUUUUGCACGCCUGUUCGCUUGCAAUUCUCAUCUUCACAGUGCUGUUUAUUCUGCCGCCAAUCUUGACCGGUUUUAUCAUGGUCUUUCGCACAGGCGAGGAACCGGAUGAAGAAGCGCUAGCACUCUACAUCAGCCAAAACGAAGAGCGCGCGGCCCAAGAGUUCCCGAUAAUCCAGACGGCAGCAAGUGUGUACACCUUGACGUUGUCUUUGGUCGCGUUUGGGGAAGAAAGUCGCAGACAUUUAGAACGAUCCUACACGAACGCAGUACCAGCUUGGGAAAAGCGUCAAUUACAUAGAGCGUGGCGCGAGUUUAGUAUGCCGAAGUCGUUGUAUAUGCAGUCGAAACAAAUGGAGUCGUUGGGGCAUGCGGGACAUGGACAUCAUGCAAUCGUUCAUGGACAUGGAGGACAUCAUGGACACGGACAUGGUCACGACGACCCCCUCAACGAAUUCGGGUCCCACUCCCUCGUAAAACAGUUUCGCGCGUUUGCGAGGAUCAAGGACGCUCUUUUGGUGAGGUAUCCUCGCGUUUUCAAUGCGCAGGAUGAUUCUUCUAGUUCGUCCUCGACAGAUGAGUUUGAGGAUGAUGUUGACAGUCCUGGUCAUAUCGGUGCUGGAGGUCGGGUUACCUCCGCUGCACUAUGGGGAAACUCCUACUACAGGGGAAACGACGACCAACACGAACAUCACCAUGACCAUCGUGUCUUGCCGGUGGAGGCAUUGCCGCUUUUGCUGAGACACCUGCGCUUGCCAGAUGAGGAAGUGCUCUUGCUUUGUGCAGUGGGUGUGUCCUUGAUCUGCCACGACCCAGAGCGUGUCCGCCUACACGAAAUCCACACUCUACUUGCUCUUUCUCGGAGGUUCGCCUUCCAAGAGAACACCUUUGACGAGGAAACCUUCACGGCAAUGCUCUGCGACAUCCUGAAUAACCCUCUCAGAGAUGCGUUCGUGGAACUCUAUGACGAUUCAGAAGAUGAUGAGUAUGACGAGCAUUACGACCAACAGAUGCAUGAGCACAUGAUGGCUGGAUCGAAACAUGAUAGUAGUAGUACUGCAGCAGUCGUUGAUGCUGGAACGGGUUUUCCACAUCUUGGUGGAGCUCCACAACUUGCUGGAGUACAGCAAGAAGGUACAACAGAGUCCAUCUCUUCUCCUCAGUCCUCCUAUGGCGGUAACUCCUCUUCGGGCACAUCGGAUCGGACAUUAUCGUUUCCGAUAGGCUCCACGCCAGUGAGUAGUACUACAUCCGGCGCUCCUCCCUUGAAUAAGACGUCUUCAGCAGUAGAGUCUAGAGGCACACCAACAGCAAGUCAUCCGAAGCUAAGCCAUACCGGCGGAACAUCCUCGUCCGUGCGUGCAGGUGGAGGUAAGAAGCUACUCCGGAAAUGCACUUCUAGUAAUCUCAUGGGUCAGAAAACCCCAAGCUUGCGUUUUGUAGGUGGUCAGUUGCGAGAAGAGCGUGAGGGUGGCCCGGAACCGCUUGUUGAUCGGGCUAGAAGCUCCAGUCCUAGAAGAAGUAUCUCGAUAGCGCCAAGGAGGAGUCGGAGCAGUGUGUACAGAAGUACUAGCAAGAACAUGUUGACUGCGAGUAGGACAAGCAGAUCGCUAGCAAAUGUUUCGUUCUCAAGGGCUGCCUCUCAGACAUCAGCCUCACCGCACACGGGACCAUCAUCGCCUGGGUCCUCUGCUGGGGUAGGAUCAGCGUCACAGCCCUCAUCAGGAACGGCUAGUGCGCCAGGACUUCAACAUGUUGAGAGUCCUUCUUCUCAAAUCACAAUAUCACCUUCUUCUCCUGCACAUGCACCUCGCUUCGGUGCUGAUGUUGAUUACGAUGGCGACAAACCCCUAACUGCAGCUCGCAAG
This is a messenger RNA of Amoebophrya sp. A25, 2871 nucleotides long. The record is from the annotation of a GenBank genome assembly. Lineage: Eukaryota; Dinophyceae; Syndiniales; Amoebophryaceae.